GUUUUGUGGUUGUGUUAUCGGUUAGUUCUUUGUACAUAGAAAAAAAUAAUGGAGGCGGCUGAUGAUGUUGAGUUCGCUGAGAAAGAUCCGUCGGGUCGGUACGUUCGGUUACAAGGGGUUUGAUGAAGCUGAUGGAAUAGAGGUUGCAUGGAACCAAGUCAAUAUUGAAGAAGUAUUGCAGACACCUGAACAGCUGGAAAGAUUAUAUUCAGAGGUUCACCUUUUGAAGUCAUUGAAACAUGAAAAUAUUAUGAAGUUCUACAACUCCUGGGUGGAUGAUAAGAACAAGACGAUCAACAUGAUAACAGAAUUGUUUACUUCGGGGAGUUUGAGGCAAUAUCGUAAGAAGCAUAAGAAUGUUGAUUUGAAGGCCAUCAAGAACUGGGCACGGCAGAUCCUUAGAGGUUUACACUAUCUUCAUAGUCACAAUCCUCCGAUCAUUCAUAGAGAUUUAAAAUGUGAUAAUAUAUUUGUAAAUGGAAAUAAUGGAGAAGUCAAGAUCGGAGAUCUUGGGUUGGCAACCGUCAUGCAGCAACCUGCAGCCCGAAGUGUAAUUGGCACUCCUGAGUUCAUGGCUCCAGAGCUUUAUGAUGAAGAAUAUAACGAACUUGUUGACAUAUAUUCUUUUGGCCUGUGCAUGUUGGAGAUGGUUACUUGUGAAUAUCCUUAUAAUGAAUGCAAAAAUCCAGCACAAAUAUUUAAGAAAGUUACCUCUGGUAUUAAACCUGCUUCCCUUGGUAAAGUGAAUGAUCCCCAAAUUAAGCAGUUUAUUGAGAAAUGUCUUCUUCCAGCAUCUAUGAGAUUGCCAGCUGUGGAGAUCUUGAAAGAUCCUUUCCUUUUGGUUGAAACUCCCAAAGAAGUUCCCAGUGGUCCACUGAAGUUACCAAAUCUUAUGCCCAACUUAAUAAACUUGGUCGAGUCUGAACCUCAUCCAAUGGACACAGAUCCUAACUUUAAAAAGCUUCUGGUCAAUUCUUCUACAAAAAGCAUCAAAGAAACUCCUCGGUCCAUAACUCUUGAGCUACGGUGUUUCACAGAGAAUAAUGAAUUCAGGUUAAAAGGGGAGAAAAAUGAUGAUAAUACAAUCUUAUUGACCUUGCGCAUUGCUGAUCAAUGUGGUCGGGCAAGGAAUAUCCAUUUUGCAUUUUAUCUAGAUUCUGAUACUGCUAUUUCAAUCGCUGAGGAGAUGGUUGAACAACUUGAUUUGUCAAAUGAAGAUGUAACUGUCAUUGCAGAGUUGAUUGAUAGCAUGAUCAUGAAGCUUGUAUCAUGCUGGAAACCUUCAUCUGGAAGCAUUUCACUCCCACAAGAUGGCUUAUGCCACCCAAGUCAAGCCAUUAUUAAGACAGUUGGUGAGCAAGAAGUUUUCUCAGAGUGGGCUGUUGCAAAUUGUCAAGACACCCAAAAAUCUGUCAGUUCAGAAAUAUUAGCUGAAUCUGAUGGAAUGGUAGGCUCAGAUGGGAGCGAUAACAAACCAACGGGGUCUUCUGGUUAUGGUAAUGGUGAGUGCUAUAAAGGUUCAAGCACAUAUGGGUUUGGUUUAGAUACCGAGGCUUAUAAUCAUCUCGGGCAUAAAGAGGCCGGUGAUGAGGAAAACCUUGGGGUAUCUGUUGUGAUAAACGACUCCGUAAAGUACUCUGACACAUCCUUAAUGGAUUCUUGUUCUUUUGCAUCUCAAGAUAUGAGCUUGUCAAGCAUCUGCUCUCUAUCCUUAGCAGACCAGGAUAAGUUUGACGAGCUGAAGUUGGAGCUUGAUGCGAUUGAUUCACAAUUUCACCAGUAUUUCCAAGAGCUCAUGAGGUUGAGAGAAGAAGCAAUGGAAAACGCCCAAAAGAGGUGGAUAACAAAGAAGAAAGUAUCUGUUAUGUGAUGUGCAAAUAUUUUCCUUGCUAGCGAUUCUUGUGAUAGUUGCUUUUUUUUUUAGCUGACUGUUGCAUUGGAAGAAAUCAUUUGUUGACAGAUUUCAUUUAUUUGGUUUAUUGUUUGAUUUUAGUCCAUUGAUUCAUCGUUGAUACCUUGAUUUGUGAUUCUAAGAGCAUACUUGAUGUAUAGGAUAAUAGAUUGAGA
Messenger RNA from Durio zibethinus, 2067 nucleotides. RefSeq names its product serine/threonine-protein kinase WNK8-like. Lineage: Eukaryota; Viridiplantae; Streptophyta; Magnoliopsida; Malvales; Malvaceae. Gene Ontology annotation, biological process: protein phosphorylation. The record is from RefSeq and is a predicted model, not a curated record. Gene Ontology annotation, molecular function: ATP binding; protein serine/threonine kinase activity.